Messenger RNA from Eublepharis macularius, 2285 nucleotides. RefSeq names its product STEAP2 metalloreductase (gene STEAP2). Bases 211 to 1680 code for a protein of 489 amino acids. Gene Ontology annotation, biological process: copper ion import. The transcript has 5 exons. NCBI's taxonomy places the organism in Eukaryota, Metazoa, Chordata, Lepidosauria, Squamata, Eublepharidae. The record is from RefSeq and is a predicted model, not a curated record. Gene Ontology annotation, cellular component: plasma membrane; endosome. Gene Ontology annotation, molecular function: cupric reductase (NADH) activity; ferric-chelate reductase (NADPH) activity.
GCCGUUUCCCCCGCCUCUGUAGGCAGAGCCGCUGCCCGGCCUGCCUGGCUCUGAAAAGCGGCCGCCGCCGCCGCGGUGUGAGGAGGGGAGGAACGAGAAAGAAGCGCGUCCUUUUCACCCUCAAGAGCUGCGGGCUGGAGCGCGGGAAGCGAGACAGGAGGGCGACGGGCGCUGCAGAGAUACUAUCCUGUAGUCUCUGUCUAUUGGGAGAUGGAAUCAAUCUCUAUGAUGGGGAGUCCUAAAAACUUAAAUGAAACUUUUUUGCCAAAUGGUAUAAAUGGUAUCAAGGACAACAAUAAGGUCACAAUUGGUAUAAUUGGAAGUGGGGACUUUGCUAAAUCUUUGACAAUCAGACUUAUCAGGUGUGGGUACCGUGUGGUUGUGGGAAGCAGAAACCCCAAGUUUGCUGCUGAGUUCUUCCCACAUGUCAUCGAUGUCACUCAUCGUGAAGAUGCUGUAGCAAAAACAAAUUUAAUCUUUGUCGCCAUCCACAGAGAACACUACAGUUCUUUGUGGGAUCUCAAACACCUGCUUGUUGGUAAAAUCCUUGUGGAUGUCAGCAACAACAUGAGAGUCAACCAGUAUCCAGAAUCCAAUGCAGAAUACUUGGCAUCCCUUUUCCCAGAUUCCAUUGUCGUCAAAGGAUUCAAUGUUAUUUCAGCCUGGGCACUGCAGUUAGGACCAAAAGAUGCCAGCAGACAGGUCUACAUAUGUAGUAACAGUGUUCAGGCUCGUCAUCAAGUUAUUGAACUUGCUCGUCAGCUCAGCUUUAUCCCCUUUGAUUCGGGUGCUUUAUCAUCUGCAAAGGAGAUUGAAAAUUUACCUCUGCGACUCUUCACACUGUGGAAAGGACCAGUUAUAGUGGCAGUUAGCCUGGCUACUUUCUUCUUCGUCUAUUCAUUCAUCAGAGAUGUAAUACAUCCAUAUUUGAGAAACCAGCAGAGUGAUUUCUACAAGAUUCCUAUUGAGAUUGUGAAUAAGACAUUGCCAGUUGUUGCUAUCACUUUACUGUCUUUAGUGUAUUUAUCGGGACUUCUAGCAGCUGCUUAUCAGCUUUAUUAUGGCACCAAAUACAAACGAUUUCCACCCUGGAUAGAGAGCUGGUUGCAGUGCAGAAAACAGCUUGGGCUGCUUAGCUUUUUCUUUGCAACAGUACAUGUGGCUUACAGCCUGUGUUUGCCCAUGAGGAGAUCAGAACGCUACUUGUUCCUCAAUACGGCAUAUCAGCAGGUCCAUGCAAAUGUUGAAAAUUCGUGGAAUGAGGAAGAAGUAUGGCGCAUUGAAAUGUAUGUCUCCUUUGGAAUAAUGAGCCUUGGUCUCCUUUCUCUGCUGGCUGUAACUUCUAUUCCUUCAGUAAACCAAUCUUUAAAUUGGAGGGAAUUCAGUUUUAUACAGUCUACACUGGGAUAUGUUGCUCUGCUCAUAAGUACUUUCCAUGUGUUGAUUUAUGGAUGGAAACGAGCCUUUGAAGAAGAAUACUACAGAUUUUACACACCACCAAACUUUGUUCUCGCACUGGUCUUACCAUGCACCGUAAUUUUGGGUAAGAUAAUUUUGCUCUUGCCUUGUAUAAGCAGGAAACUGAAACGGAUAAGAAGAGGAUGGGAGAAAAGCCAGUUUAUGGAUGAUGGAAGUGGAACUGUUCCACAUCCCUCACCAGAACGGAUUACAGUCAUGUGAUUGUACAGUAACGCUGUUACCCCUGUCAACAUUAUCCUUUCAAAGAAGUUUAAUACAUGAGUUCAUACAAACUUUGCUGUAAACUGAAAAUUUGGUCUUUGGUGAUAUAGUAGGGCUUAUGGUAAAAGCCAUUAGUCAAGAAUGAGCACCUGGGGGUGAAGAUAAAUGUAUCAUUCUAGCAUAUUGAUAUGCAUUGCCACCCACAUCUCCACAUCUCAGUGCAGACAGAAAUGCACGUGCUUGUAUUCUGCCAAGUGCCACCACAAGUGGUUUCCUUGGGACCCGUGGUCAUGUACAAUGCCUGACUACAUCCACCUCUCUUUCUCUACACUGAGGCUAUUUGAACAGAAUUUUAAGAAAUGCAAAUCUUUUAAUAGCUUAGUGAAACAGAAAAGCCAUUGGGUUUUGUGUGACAUGUUUUGGGAUUAUAUUUGCUGCUUGUAAUUUCUCUCUAAAUUGCUUAAUAAUACUUUUAAAUGUGCUUUACAUUUUUGCCCAUUUUUGUUUUUACAAUGAGCUUCUGUGAUGAAUGUGCUAAUGUGAAACAGAAAUAUGUUUGUACUUCUAAUGCUUCAUUAUAAAUUGAUGAUCCCUUGCAUCUGAAA